UAUAAAUAUAUAUACACCCAUGAGUCUCUCUCCACCAUCUUUACUCUCUCUCUCCCUUCCCUUCUCUCUCUAGUGCAAGUGUUUUGAGCUAUAGUUAGCAUGUCAUACCUCAGUCACUCCAUCAAAAACACCAUGCAUCAUCAGAAGACACCAUCUUCAGAAGACAGAGAGAAAAGGCCCAAGUUCUUCAUCAACGACCACAUUGACAUCCUCGUCGAGAUCCUCAAACGCCUCGACGGGCCCUCCCUCGGCGUCGCCGCCUGCGUCUGCCGCCUGUGGUCCACCCUCGCCCGCAACGACUCCCUCUGGGAACACCUCUGCUUCCGCCACGUGUCGUCCCCUCCCCCCUCCUCCGUCCGCCCCGUCGUCGUCGCCCUCGGCGGCUACAAGCGCCUCUACAGGGUCUGCGUCCGCCCCGUCCUGAGUCGACUCAGCGACUCGGACCUGGUCAGGCGAGUCUGGACCCGGGACGAGGUCCAGCUCUCGCUCUCCUUAUUCUGCGUCGACUACUACGAGCGAAGCGGCAGGCUCGGCGGCGGCGGCGGCGGCGGCGGUGGUGGCGGGGAUUCGUCCGCAUCGUCCCUCAUGUUCCUCUGCAACACCGUGAACGUCUGAUUCGUUGACUCUUUCGCUGUUUUGACUGUAGUGGGUCCUGAUGAGGGUUAAUAGUACUGGUAUUAAUUUAGUGAUUUAGUAUACAUAUCAAUUUUUAUUUAGAAAAAAAAAAUGAAUUUUUUUUUUAUAUUUUUUUUAUUAUUAUUGGGUAUUUAAAUAAUUGUCACUUGAUUUAUUUUGGAGGUGGGAAAAAGUGUGAGAUGGUAGUUACCUACUUCCUAUGCUUAAUUAUUAUAGUAAAAUUGUUGUAAUUUUCUUCUUAGGAAUUGGUAUAUUUUGUUUAUUUAUUAAUUUAAUUUUAAAAUACAUUUGGAAGUCAGAAUCUUUGGCUUCAGGCUAAGCAGGCCUUGACAAUGAAGGUGGGUAGGGCCAAAGCUGAGUUGAUUCUCUUUUCCUUUUGUUUCUAUAUACAAAGAGAUUCCAAUACAA
Molecule: messenger RNA, 1044 nt
Organism: Prunus avium (sweet cherry)
Lineage: Eukaryota; Viridiplantae; Streptophyta; Magnoliopsida; Rosales; Rosaceae
Gene: SLY2
Product: F-box family protein
Biological process (GO): regulation of gibberellic acid mediated signaling pathway; gibberellic acid mediated signaling pathway
Cellular component (GO): SCF ubiquitin ligase complex
Molecular function (GO): protein binding
Source: RefSeq, a predicted model, not a curated record